Molecule: messenger RNA, 3021 nt
Organism: Colletotrichum tamarilloi
Lineage: Eukaryota; Fungi; Ascomycota; Sordariomycetes; Glomerellales; Glomerellaceae
Exons: 2
Molecular function (GO): protein binding
Source: RefSeq, a predicted model, not a curated record
GUUUUUGUGGGUGCCAGAAACAGGGGGGUGCCAGGAAGUGGGUAUGUUGACUUAUUCAGGGGCGACACGUGGAAGGCCUUGAUUGAAGAAAUUGAAAGGCUGGAUGCUCAGUGCCGAGCCAUCGCGGAACUUAUUACCCAUGACAAAAUCCUCGCCUUUAUCGAGUCGCCCUCUCAAAAGACUGAACGAGCUAUCGUUAUGUUUAAUCUUCCAAAACCCGUCUCGAAUGAUCUACUCAGAAGAAGGACAAAGCUUUUGAACAGGCUUUACACCUGCCCCUAUCGUGAUCGCAAAGACAUCAAUCCCGAGAGGGCUCCAGGGACCUGCGAAUGGUUCGCCGAGCAUGAAUAUUUCCGCGAUUGGAAAGCCGCAUCAGAAUCCAGGAUGUUGUGGGUUUCGGCUGAUCCUGGCGCUGGAAAGUCGGUGCUUGCAAAGUACUUGGUAGAUGAUGUCUGUCCAAGCACACCAGAUCGAACAACAAGCUACUUCUUUUUCAAAGACGGCUUUAACGACCAGAGAAGUGCUUCAGCUGCUAUGUGCGCAAUACUGCGACAGGUCUUGGAACAGAAUAGCGAGUUGAUGGACGAAAGCACCAUGGCCAAGUUUGAGGCGGAUGGUGAUUAUUUGCUCAACUCAUUCUCAAGACUUUUCGACAUCCUGCUUGAGGCCGCUACAAAAGUCGAAACCGAAGUCAUCUGUCUGUUCGAUGCUCUCGAUGAAUGCAAUGAAGAAGACUGCCGCCAAGUGACAUCGACUCUGGCCAAAUUUUACAAGAACCCCCCGGACCACAGUCGUCUUAAAUUCAUCAUCACGUCUAGACCGUACACCAGAAUACAACGCAGCUUACAACCACUUGAGAAUUCUCUACCAACUAUUCAUCUAAGAGGCGACGAUGAGUCUAAUACAGAACGUAUUUCCGGUGAGAUUGGCAUCGUCAUCCGUCAUAGGCUACAGGAUAUCGCCCAGAUCCAACUUCUUGAAGCAAAAGAGAUCAGUUUGCUUGAGGAAAGCUUAUUGACUUGGCAACAUCGAACAUACUUAUGGGUCAAACUAGCGAUCGAUUUCAUCGAAAGUCGCUUGGAGUCCCCUACAGAAGAGAAUGUCAAGACCAUCUUCAGCAGCAUACCAGAGAAGCUGGACGGGCUAUAUGAAAAGAUUCUUGAACAAAGUGCAAACAAGGAAAGAGCUCGAAAGGCUUUUCACAUCAUUUUUGGGGCCUACAGGCCUCUGAGUCUGUCCGAAAUGUCAGGAGCGCUCUGCGUCGAAAGUCAUCACCAGAAUACCUCUCAAACAUGUCAAGAGCCCAUCAAGAGAUUCCCGUCAUACCUGAGAGAAAUUUGCGGCUUAUUCGUAACUAUUGUAGACGGGAACGUCUACCUGCUUCAUGAAACUGCAAGAGAGUUCUUAGCCUACAGAACUGGACGCGAAGCUCUCCAAUCAACUUGGCUACACUCGAUUAAGCCCAAAGAGUCGCAUUUCAUCAUGGCCAAAGCUUGCGUUUGGUAUCUCCUCUUGGAGGAUCUGAACUCUCCAGAUGCGCACAUGUCCGCCUUUAGAGAGUAUGCCCUCAUUCACUGGUCCCGUCACGUUGGGGAAUGCGAGGAGGAGCAUUUCUGCGGCAUUGAUUCUUUUGGAAAUAACAUGGUAUCUCUGUGUAAGACUAUAGCAAGCAACGACAUGACGAAGAGGAGGUGGAUGUGGCGCCUGAGCCAUGCGAGGCACACGAAUGGAGAAGAACGCUACUGGGUCAGAAAGCAUAGAAUGGCUUUAGAAAUGUACAGAGAUCUUGACGACUUGAGCCCCUUGACCUUUGCUACACAAUUCGGUCUUAAGUUGGCAGUCUCGAAACUACUACUAGAAGACCCUCGCAGUGGUUAUAAGGUUUGCGCGAGUGGCAGAACAGCACUUUGGUGGGCAGCUUGCUAUGGGCACACAGACAUCAUUCGUCUUCUUCUCAGCAAAUAUACCGACUCUGAAUACGCGGGAAUCGCCCUGAAUUGGCGGCAAGAAGGAGAUACACCUUUGGUAGUUGCGAUUCGAAAGAGACACAAAGCUGCAGUGGCUGCUCUGCUUCGAGAUCCCAGGACUAGCUUUGCCGCUCCCUGUGGCACCAUGCCGAAAUGGAAACCGGUGCACUAUGCAGCCAAUGACGAAGAUUUAUUCCAACUACUACUUGCAGACCAACGCACCUUUUCCGACUUCACUGAUGAAGAUCAACACAUUCUACUGGAAAAAGUGUUUGAGUCCGGCAGCGUGGAAAGGUUCAAGUCUUUACUGCACGAUGGCCGCUUUGAAAACGGAUUUUGCUCAGCAGACCCGCAAGAUGGGCGAACUUUGUUCUGCAAGCUUGCGGAUCUCAGUUCGAACACUGGCUACGGUGUGUCUGGUGCAGUUUGCGUUGACAUGAUGAGACUUCUUCUCGAGACUUAUCGAAUCGAUGUCGCGAAGCCUGACCAUAAAAACAGAUCUCCCGUGUCUUGGGCAGCAGGCAAUCGGAGUGAUACGACAGUCCUGUCCUAUCUCUUAUUUGAACUGCACCUCGAACCUGACGAUCUUGAUGACCAAGAUCGAAGUCCAUUAUCGUACAGCGCAGAGUUGAAGGGUUUCAAAGCAGUUGAGAAGAUGAAGGUCUUAUUUCAAACAAACAGAGUCAACGUCAAUUCUGUGGACAGCCAUGGUCGAACCCCUCUCAUGAUAGCAGCAGAUAUCAGCCACCUCGAUUCUCGGAAAUACUGCAGUGCAUACCAUACCGGUAACAAGGCCGCAUUCUUUUUACUAAAUCACGAAGCGGAUAUCAAUAUUCGAGACAACCGAGGAAGAACUGUCUUGACAUACGCUACGGGCGGUAACGCGCUCGGACUUGUGAAAGACUUGAUCAAGCGUGGAGCAGCAGUAAACUUGAAAGAUAUCGAUGGUCGUACAGCGCUGUCCUUUGCGGCGCAGUUUGCGAGCCCAGAAGUGGUCGCCGUGUUGCUGAACGCAGAAAACGAGAGACUUGAUGUGUUUGGCUCCGGCACCUGA